Messenger RNA from Biomphalaria glabrata, 3942 nucleotides. Its product is annotated as FMRFamide receptor-like. The record is from RefSeq and is a predicted model, not a curated record. Lineage: Eukaryota; Metazoa; Mollusca; Gastropoda; Planorbidae. Bases 1132 to 2511 code for a protein of 459 amino acids. The transcript has 2 exons. Gene Ontology annotation, cellular component: membrane. Gene Ontology annotation, biological process: G protein-coupled receptor signaling pathway. Gene Ontology annotation, molecular function: G protein-coupled receptor activity.
AGGGUAGGUUAUCUUGCUGGACACCUUUACUAUUUAGAACAGGUCUGCCCACUGUACAUCACCGUGUAGCGGUGAUAACCAACAAGAUGAUAAUAAGUGAUACAUCCAGCACAACGUAACGGGGACGCUGUACCGACAUUGGCGUAAGAAGUAGCUAAGUGUACCAAAGUGUACGCCGUGGUUUAAUCAGCAGAUAAGCCAAUGAUAUCAACAGCAAGGACGUCCACUUUCACGACCAAUGAAAUGUUGACGACACGCUCGAUGAAAGAAACCUGACCUCUUAGGUAGUCAGUUUCUAGCUCAUCUCGACAGAUUCUUAAGGUAGACAGUUUCUAGCACAUCUCGACAGACUCUUUAGCAAACUCUGGUUCCUGUUUUCAUUAGUAGAACCCAUUAGGUGUGGAUAGGAUCUUUUGGAAUACGUUUCUGUUAGUGGGAGGAACUUCAAGACUUCAGGAUUUUCUAGUUUACAGAAAAGACUUCAAAUGAUUCAACAACUGUGUUUAUAGUAUAGUAAUGAAUUUCUCUAGACUUCUUCCUUACUCCGGUCAAUGCCAUGACAAGAAAUACAACAAGUUUCACCCCACGACUGCACGUUAUGACCUCACAGUCAAGCCAUGAUCUCACACUCCAGAUAGCUUUUGCAUCACAGCGCGUGUACUUUUGUUCCUUGUAACCUAGACGCUAACGCCAUUUUACUUUGGAAGUACUUACGACGUCAUUUACGUACAAGAUAAUCAGACGCAGCCAAUAGAAUUUCGCCAACAAUUUGAAAUCUCCAAACACGACCGAAGUGACGCCAGCGAGAAGUUCGCUUGCACAACGUCACUUCAGACAUAUUGACGCGCAAAAGUCAAAAGGAGAGAGAGCGAAAAAAAUCUCCUUCUCAACAAGCUAGAUGAAAAACUUUCCUGAUGAUACUUAACAAGGCAUGCUACAUUGAAACGACGUAAUUGCACGGGCGAAAAUAAACAAGCCUGCAAAACUCUAUUCGGUAUGGAUUACCUGCAUCUAUCGUAGGCUAAGGCUGUACGUUUUUCUGUUGGUUUGUUGUUUUUUCUGUUCAGUUCAUCGUAAAAUGGAUUAAGUAAACACAAAAUCGAUAUUGACUAGUGCGUGUGUCAUGUGAAAAUGUCUAUGACAUCGGAAAUUUUAUUACUUAUCAAUGUGACAAAUUUUCUGAAUAUCAAUGCGGAUAACACACUCUACGUCUACUCAGGGGGAGGCAAUCUGACCUCAGACGACAGCACUUUCGCACCAAAUUUCACUUCCCACUGUGACCGUUCUAUCAAUGGAUUGGAAAAUUUACACUUUUACUUCAACGGCGUCACCAUGGCCGUGGUGGUGAUCUUAGGAGCCGUUGGCAACACACUGGCCAUCAUUGUCCUGACGCGACGGACGAUGCACACGUCCACUAACGUAUUCCUCACGGCGCUGGCCAUCUCGGACAAUUUGGUGCUGGCCAACAGCCUGUGCCUCCUCAGUCUGUCCGAACUGUCGACGCCUUUUCAAAAAUACAUCUUCGCCUACGUUGUGGUGUAUGUGUACCCCGCGGGGUUGGUGGCGCAGACGGCCACGGUCUGGCUGACAGUGUCUUUUACGGUGGAGCGCUACAUAGCCGUUUGCCACCCGCUAAGGGCGGCCAGCAUGUGUACUAUACCCCGGGCCAGGCUCGUGGUCGUUGCCAUACUGGCUAUUUCUAUCGUGUACAAUAUACCGAGAUGGUUUGAAUACACGGUCCUAGAGCUACCAGACACGAUCAACACCACCUGCCUGGUCCCAGCCAAGACGCAACUGGCCGAAGAUUCCAUCUACCAUCGGAUCUAUUUCGGCUGGUCGUACUUCAUCGUCAUGUGCUCCAUCCCCAUCUGCUCGCUGACCAUCCUCAACGCAUUCCUUAUUGUAGCGGUCCGGCGGUCCAAGAGACAGCGGCGAGACAUGAACGUCAAACAGUCCCGCGAGAACAACGUCACCAUCAUGCUGGUCUCCGUCGUCAUGGUGUUCAUAGUUUGUCAGGUGCCGGCCCUCAUCUACAACAUCGCCUACAGCAUCAGCAUGAACAGGGUCACGGAGUCGGUCAGCUGGAGCAUUCUCAGCAACAUAAGGAACAACCUGGUUACGCUCAACAGCGCCAUCAACUUCAUCCUCUACUGCGCCUUGGGGCAGAAAUUUCGACGCACCUUCGUGCGCUCCCUUUGUCCGUGCCUGAUGAGGCGGCUGCCGGGUCGUUUUCAGUCUUUCAGUUUCCAUCACAAUAUAGACACACAAAACAAAUCCAGCAACAACGGCAACUGCUACCCUAAAGUGGGAUACAAGCAGUGCAGGGCGGACGCCCCUAGCGAGCAAGACGUGGCUUUGGACAUGAAAGUCCUCAGGUCAAAGUACUCCCCUCGAGAGUCCACCGACUCGAACGGGUCAGUGGAAGGGACUGAACUCUACCUGACAAAUAACUCUCAACGCAGCCAACAUAAGUUAUUGACUCCUGGCAGCAAAAGUAGCAAAGCGAGCUGAAGUGUUAACAAACAUAGCAUGGACAAGACCCCUCAUUCAGUGGGGGAAAAAAUUUACAUUAAGUCUUAGCUGAAAUAAGAAGUCACUAUAGACCGUCGACUUCUCCACUUGGUUAAAAAAAAAAAAAAGGUUUUCUUUUGACAAUGUUGUUUAAGAUAGACGAGGGUGUGCACAAUACCAGACAGAAUAUUAUACACACAUAGACUCUCUAUAUCAAAUCAAUUGUUUUGUGUCAUGUUUUCAUCGGCUAGUUUUCAUGAUUUAAUACUUGUGAUUACAAUGUAGAGAGAAACGUUAUUGUUCUAUACAUGUAUGAAAUAGGAAUCACUGUACCAUUGUUAGCCGUGACUUUGUUGCUAGACAACCGUGUUCUUCUUUAAAUGUUAUUGCAGCCAUGAUGACAAAAUGCCAAGCAUUUACAUGUCAUUUUGCACUUUUUACCAGACAGACGGACAGACAGAUGAACGUACUUCCAUGUCAUCUCUCGUUCACGUGUUUAUAUAACAUCAAAACAAAAUAAACAAUUGAAAUGCAUCUAGGGUUUAGUCCAUUUCCUGUUUUGUGGAAAUUAUUUCUUGUUCAACUAAAUUCCCUUGAGGGAGAAUUAGUGCUGGGCCAAUAACUUAGAUCUAGAAAAGAACUACAAAAAAAAUAUGAAUAAUGGUGUGAAUAUUAAGUGUCUCUUUUUACACAACCAAUUAACCAAUAUCUGAAUGUGACGCAUAUACAUUUUUUUUUCAAUGAAACGGAAUUUUUAAAACACUUUUUUUUUUGUUUAGUCUGACUAAUGACCGGAACAAAGCUCACGUGACAAGUUUAUAAUGAAAGGGGAAACUACAAGAGGAAAAUGUAGAACAAAAAGCUAUAAAUAAAGUUCACACUCUCUCUUAAAAGAAUAAUUUCACUUUACAGAAUCUAUCUUUAUUUUUAUUCAGUACUGAGAUUAAGAGAUUACAUUGCUAACAACACAUUAGGCACUAACAUAAGUUUAUGGUUUACACAACGGUUCACGUUAAAAUUGUUCAUAAACUGUCCAUACUUGACGAUCACUGGGUUGUCCAUUGUCCUGUGCUGUAGACGAACGAAGUUAUUGGGAUUCUUUUGGAAGAAUCUAUCAAUAUUAUAUGCCAGACGUAUGGACAAUAUGAAAGACACUGUGUUCAUUUAUAUAUUAUGUAGUUAAUUUCGCAGUUUAAAAAAUGGUUCUAGUGUAUAUGGAUACAAUAAUUUAAAAGAAAAAUGUGUUCGCUUUCGUAUAUACUAUGAGAAGCCAUUGAAUCCACUUUAAACAAGAUGAAGCUUAUAAUUUUUUAGAAAGUCACAGGCGGAAGCUUUAUCAACAAAUAUCAUUGUUAUUAUAUUUAAAAAGAAGAAAAAGCAUAUGAAUAUAUAUAAAUACAUAUAUACCUAUACAUAAUAAAUCUGUGUGAU